AUGUCCCGGGUGGUGGACCAUGUUUGCAUCCGAAUCAAGGCAGUUCUCAGCAAGCAAGAUGCCGAAGUGCUGUCUGCGGGAACAGAUGAAGAGAUCGAUGAGAUCUACGCUCAGACUCAUUCUCUCUUAGGUGACCUCUAUGCCAAGUGCAGAGAGGAAGAGAAGGUGUCGCUGAAGCAGCUGCAUGCUGCAGUUGAGAAAGCCCGGAAGGAUUCGGAUGUAGUGUUGCCCAUGCCUCCAAUGCCAGUGCUCGUGGAGCCUUCGGCCGAGACUUCAACUCCGGACCAACCUCUUGAUGAAAACUGUGGCGACGACGACCUCAGAACUCCAGCAUUCACAUGGCUUUUCUGGCCGGUGAGCCACGAGGCUGUCUGGUCCAUUCUGAAGGUGGACGACGAGAGCCGGAUUCAAGGCUACGCUAGCUUGUUCUGUCUCUGUGAAGUCUGGGUCUUCAAAACUCCCUUUUCCGGAUGGUAUGCAAAGUCAUUUGUCGCAGUGGCCAAACCCAUUUUGGAAGCUUGGUACCUGGACACGAAGCACGUCACGAGGAGAGCCGGUUACAAAGGACAAGUGGAAACAUCGAACUUGAACUUGCCGGUAGACAUUUGCACGCUGCCAGGGCUUUUGUGCUGCCUGGCCUGCUUUUUGCAGAACAGAGGUCUGCCAAGGGCUGCCUUAGACCAGGUCUGGCAUAUCGUCGAGAAGCUGGACUCGCAGGGAAGUUUCACAGGGACUGUCCGGCUGUUGCCGGAUGUGGAGGAUUGCCGCCUCCGCUUCGAGGCCAACGAGGCUUCUCUAGAGGCCUGGCACCAGGCACUAGAAAUCGCAGGACUUCGUGGCUGUGUCGCUGCAACGGCCAAGUAUUUUCCCAACGAUCGAUGCAAACUGACUUUGGGCAAGAUUGUUUUCCUCCUCUUGACCAAUCGUCAGAGACCUCAUUUCCGAGAGGAUGGGGUGGCUACUCAGGUGACACGUCGCCUGAUCCACACCUUUUGCCAACAUACCGAGCUACGACUGGAGAGGGAUGAAGCACCGCUGCUUGAGCGAUGCCCGGAACCAACGAAAUGUCAUGCCUAUCAUCCUUUGCAUAAGGACAGCAGGUUGAAAGGACACCCAGCUCUCCGGGAUCGAGUCAUUUCGAGGUUUGGCUCUCGCAACGCAGGUUUCUGCAGUGCCAAGGACGAAAUGCAGCUUCACGACUUGGGCUUGGUGGGCAAAGACUCGAAGAUAGGGUCACGGGUUGCUGGUGAAUUUGUGAUUCGCUACCUGGCGAAGUCCAGUUUCCAAGCCAGAAAGAAGUUGAAUCGACCGGAUUCGUUGAACAUCGUGAAUUUCUGCUUCGACGGCAGCCGUGUGUGCAAACAGCAAGUUCUCAGCUUCCAGUUUGAUAUUGGGGGCACAGAGGCGUCCUUCAUACAGGUGAUGCCGGAUUCGCAUCCUUCUCGAGAGGGCACCACGACACUCGCUGCCCUGGAGUUCGCACUGGAGGAUGGGUUGCCGAAAGAUGUGCGAUCCAUGAAGAAUACGGCGAAGCACUUGGUGACGUACCGCCAGAGCACCAAGCAACUCAUUCACACCGUGAGGAAUGCUGUAUCUUUGCUCUACCCCGACUUCAGUUUUGCACAAUGUGUGCCGACCACUCCUUUGCGACCCGCGGGUGACAAACUUCGCUACAAGAUGAGUGACGCCGAGAAGAGAUUGCUGCAGAUUCCGCUCAACGAGAAGCGCCAUUUCCUUUUCGAUAAGAAGACUGGCGACACAACUGUGGAUUACAUGCUGCAUGGAGAGAAGCUCCUUCGAUUGAUUAUCAGCGGCGACGAGGGGACAGAAAACUACCUGGCAUGGCAAUAUGUUUGCCUGUCCGGCCAGGCUUGGGUGCUUUUUUGGCCCGAUGUUUUUCAUCGGUGCCACCGACGGCAGUCGGCGGCAAUUUCAGCUCAUGCAGAAGCAGCCAGCUUGCUGCAGCGGCUCACCAAGAUGUUUCGCUCCUCGAGGGCGCCCUACAACACUUCCAAAUUUGGGAAAGAGCGGUUGGAGGCGAGAACACGGCUCCUCAAGUCCCUCGAAAGCUCUGAGGAGUCAGUCUUGAUCCAGACCUUCUUGGAUGGCAUCGCUCGGGAUGCCGGUGUGCCCCUCGCUUCCAUGACAUGCAGGCGAGCGGUGGAGCUGCUGAAGGAGCAUGGAGGCGACAUGCACUGGAGCAAGGAUGAUUGCCAACCAGGCACGUGGACCCUCAGACUGCUUGAAGCGAUGUUUGGCUACUGGGAGAUCGGAGUGAAUCCUUGGCUCUUGACCAAAGCCCCGAAUGCGGAUGACGAUUCCGAAGCGGUGCUCUCGGCCGGCAUCAAGGCUCUCACAUUUGAGGAUCGGAUGAGGUCCCUGCUCAUGGUUUACGCACCAGCGCGGAUGUGGAUCGGCAAGGUGAACAAAAAAGUCCAGAACGACGCGGAUGCAUCGAUCCGGGAAGCUAUCUCGCUGGCAUCUGGACAGGAUACGAUCACGAAUGCAUCAUCUUUGGCAAGUUUGGAGAAGAUCGGUGCGGCCCAUGCAGAGCAGGACGCCACGGCUCAAGAAACUCUUGAUUUCCAUCUUGAGUGCUUGGUCCGAUGGCUGGGAGCUUUGUAUGAAUUGCCGGACUACCACAAGUCCUUUCCAUGGCGAGCUAUCAUGGCCUUGGAUGACGGUAAGUGGCCGUCGGUGUUGAAGGAGCUUGAACGCGAGUGGCCAUUUCUUUUGAAGGUGGACCAACUCCCCGAGAAGGGCCAGACGCACGAGCUUCUGGCCUUCACGCGAAUGCAGCCCUUCAGAGAGCUCUUCAUUCAAGCUGAUCAUGACAGUGCCAUGCGAGUUCGAAUGACUGCAGCAUCGGUGGCUGGAGUCCGCAACCUCGACGACCCGAGGACUUCCUUGCUGAAUUCGCUCGCAAACGAGCUUUAUUUCAAUGACGCCAGAGACUGCCAGCGACGACACAGGAAGUCUGAGACAUCGAAGGCCGUCAACCUGUGUGCAUUGGCUGCACGCACGGGCUGGGUUCGAAGUCCUUUGGAGCACGUUAAAGUCGAUCACCGGGACUGGUGCGGGAUGGACGAGCAAGUGCGACACCUGAAGACAAGCAUUUUGUCAAGCACUCGCGAUCGAGAUCGCGACAUUGGCAUUCCAAUGCACAACCUGCUCCAUCAGAAAAGACUUGAAGUGCUCACAAAGCCACACGUCUUUGUUGCGAGAUUGCGGCUUUACCAAUGCUUGAAGGAGACGUACUUGCAGGACGGGACAGGCUUGAUGGACAUCCAAGCAACCGUGGAUGCAGCAUGGCCCUGCAACAUCUUGCUUCCUGUGACUCUGUGGAAGCCCAAGGAGGAAACCCCCGAAGAUGUGAGGAUGGUGCUACAGGCAGGUCCUUGGACAACCCGGUUCAUGCAGACGCGAAGCAUUCAUGGAGCUGCACAGGUUGCAACCUAUGUGCUGCAAAGCAAUCCGUGCCAGAUCCGAGAGACACUCGAGUUUGGCAUGAACAGUGGCAUGCUGUCUGAGGCACAGGCAGUGGUCAGUCAAGCAAGUGGACUUGCCUUUCAAGCUCGAAAAUGGAUGACGCCCGCGACCUUCCUGUGCGAAUGCUCCAUCACAAAGGUGAAGGCUGGCAUGCUUGUGCAGUACUGCAAAAGCAUAGGCCUGAAUCAUGCAGGCAAUCACCGAACGCGGGUGAAAACGGUCUUGGAGCACCAUGGCCACAAUGCAGAGUACAUCGAAGAAGUGUUGGCCACAAUCCCUGUUCGCCAUCGACAGCCGAAAAAAAAGGAGGACGAGCCGGACCAGGCCCGUGAGGACGAACCUGAGACAGAUGAAGAUGAGGAAGCUGCCCGCGAGCUUCUCGAGAGCAUGAAUUACAACGUCGAGGAUGACGACGAGGAGCAGCCACCAGCUCCUGAGCCCAAGAAUGAGCAGAGUCCCAACCCUGCGGCAGCUGCGACUUCAGCUGCUGAUGAGAUUGGAGAAGGGCAUGCCGAGCGAGCUUCGUCCAGCUCCGCACGACGUGUACUUCCGGCUCACGAGUACGAGGUUCCGCAAGCACGGUUGGCGCCGGGGACAAGAGGCUUCGUAAAUCGACCUGAUGGCGGCGCACCAAAUUUGCAGAUCAAGUUGCUCAGCAGCCAAGAUGUGUACAAAGGCAAGCGAUCCCGGGCCUGGAGCUUCGUUCCAAGAGGUGGCCAAGCCAUGCCAAGGGGUGUUACGAGAUCCUGGGAUGAGGCAUGCCGUUGUGCUACAACUUAG
Molecule: messenger RNA, 4269 nt
Organism: Symbiodinium sp. CCMP2592
Lineage: Eukaryota; Dinophyceae; Suessiales; Symbiodiniaceae
Source: the annotation of a GenBank genome assembly